UCGACAGUCUUCUGCACCCGGAACCUCCACCACUAAACGAGUUCCACCUCGGAAGGGAUAUGCGGUAGUACACGCUAACAGCUGCUAGCGGAAGAUAAACAGAACCCUUACUCAACAUGGCAGAGACCCACAGCUUGCAGGACAUGAGGCAGCAGGCGGCCGUCGCUGCCAAAGUCUUCAUCCAGAGAGACUACACGAAUGGCACCGUGUGCCAGUUCCAAACCAAGUUCCCCUCCGAGCUGGAGACCAGGUUGGACAAACAGCAGUUUGAGGAGACGGUGCGGACGCUCAACAACCUGUACGCCGAAGCCGAGAAGCUGGGGAGCCAGUCGUACAUUGAAGGCUGCCUGGCCUGCCUCACGGCGUACACCGUCUUCCUGUGUAUGGAGACUCAUUAUGAGAAGGUUUUGAAGAAGAUCACCAAGUACAUUCAGGAGCAGAACGACAAGAUCUAUGCACCACGAGGCCUCCUGCUCACGGAUCCCAUUGAGAGAGGCCUGCGAGUUGUAUCCUGCACCUCAGUGUCUGUUUUAGCUGGAAUAUACAGUUUCCUGUCUUCUCUGUCCCAUGUGUCGACUGGGACCUGGAUCCUUUCUCAGACACUGUCGAGCUGCGUCGAUCGAGGUCACCAUCUUCGAAGACAGAAGCCUGACUAGAUAAAAGCUGCCACGCACGAAAUCCUCUGUCUGGCUCCUGGCUCCUCCCUCUGCGUCAUCCAGCUCACUUUGGGACUGCAGGACAACAGAUUGCCCAGAAAACAGGAGACGGUGCGUCUGGCUUCACUCCAACGUCCACAGCCCGUGAUUUAAAGGCCACAUGAAGAUUCGGGGCAGCUCACCGCGUCGGUCCCCGAAUGACUCCACUUAUGACAACUGCAAUUCAUCGGCUCUCGGGUUUAUUGGAUGUGCUCUGGCAGGAAAAAAAAAAGGCGUAAUUGUACUUUACUGUAAACAUCCCUCCCCCUGUCACCAGCGGCCUUUGAAAUGAGAUCUGCCUUGUGGCGGACGGGGAAACAGAAGAUUGCGCAGUAUGUGGACGCGCCACUCGUAUUGUUUGGAUGAAGCAGCCUUGGCCCACAGCUGUGUUCUCUCCCUGUCUUCGUGUGGCUUUCUGGAACAUGCAUACGGAUCAGAAUCUCCAAAUACCUGCAGGAGGCCGCGUGUGUGUGUGUGUGUGUGUGUGUGUGUGUGUGUGUGUGUGUGUCUCAUCCACAAUGCAUCCUGGGAUUGUCCCCCUGACAGAGAACAAGACAAGUGUUCAGUGACUGGACGAAUAGGUUCCCACUUCUAUUAUGGAGCAGAAGACAAAACUGCACUAUAUGUUUUGACCACAAGAGGUCAGCGUCGUGCCAGUUUAGACUCCUGUUGGAAUAGAGCACGCAACGGACGGUCCUUCGCCAUGGUUACCAUCAAGGUCACACAGGUCAUAUUGUAUAGUACUUUUGGGUCAUCGUGUAGAGAAACUCUGGGACAACUUUACCCAUAAAUGCACACAAGUAAAGUAUAUUCAGUUAUAGUUUUAGAAUGAAUCGUGCAUGAUUCAUAUGAAUAGAACAUCUUAAAGUCUCAUGUUUGGUCACAAUGAUCUGGGGUAGAGAUUGACACCUCUUCACUGGCAGUAGUGCAGUUGCUAUAUAAAUGCAGUUCAUGUAAUAUUCACCCAGUUUAGCUCCACUUUAACCAGCUAAAGCAUCAAAUGAGACGCUUAAAUGUUAAAGCUUCGUGUCUGUGUUUUCUGUGUGUGUGUGUGUGUGUGUCCGUCUUGUGGAGGGCACUCGUCGCGGUCGGACCGCCCGGACAGCAUGAAGACGUGGGCCUCGCCGGGACACGUCGCCAGAUUAUUCUACCAGUUACACGGAAAGUGCAAUAUUAAUAAACCUGGUCCUCCGUUUUGCCUGCUUGGUCCAAAAAUGCACCACCGACCCGGACAAAAAAUUCAUUUGUAUAGAUAGGAUUUAACAGAGGGUGUUCAUUUGGAUACACUUCCUUCAUAUCAGGAAUCCACAUCAGAUGAAAAAAUUAUAUAUAUUAUGGGAGUGUGAUGUGUGUGUGUUUUGAAUUGUUGAAUAGUUCCUGACUUAUUUACUGUAAGCACGGCCCCUGCCCUCGUUUACAGUAUACUGUAUACUGUAUACAGUAUACUGUAUUACAGUAUAUUCCAUACGGUGUGCAGGUGCCGUUUAAUGAUGCUGUCGGAGCUGAAACAUCACAUAAAACUAACAUUCUCUUCUCAAAGCAGACAAAAGAAAAUAUUCAACACUUUUGUAAAUUCAACUGAAGACAUUUUCAAAAACCCUUAUGAUGCUUUCGUAAGGCUUCUGAGACUUUUCAAGAUCCGCCCAUAGCCUGUAAUUGUGUUUCAACGAUUCUAUGUUGGCGUCAAUGUUUCGCACGUGUGUCUGCAUGUCAGGUAACUAGGGUUAGCAGACAGGCCCCUCUCUUCCAGGUCCCUUGUUUGGUAGUGGAACCUUGAAAGCACCGAGAUGGGUUUGCACUGUAUGUAUAUAUAUAUCCCUAUAAUUUCUUCAAAAUGCAGUUUUUGUGGCCUUUCUUUGCAUUUGUUUUGUCAGAUAAAGAUGCGAAAACAUGCUUAAUGUAAAUGUGAAGAUGAUCUCCAAUAAAAUAUCAGCUACCCGUAGUGAA
Messenger RNA from Scophthalmus maximus (turbot), 2642 nucleotides. Its product is annotated as golgin subfamily A member 7. Bases 117 to 656 code for a protein of 179 amino acids. Gene Ontology annotation, biological process: Golgi to plasma membrane protein transport; protein targeting to membrane; peptidyl-L-cysteine S-palmitoylation. The record is from RefSeq and is a predicted model, not a curated record. The transcript has 7 exons. Gene Ontology annotation, cellular component: palmitoyltransferase complex; Golgi stack. NCBI's taxonomy places the organism in Eukaryota, Metazoa, Chordata, Actinopteri, Pleuronectiformes, Scophthalmidae.